Messenger RNA from Acomys russatus (golden spiny mouse), 924 nucleotides. Its product is annotated as olfactory receptor 8D1-like. The record is from RefSeq and is a predicted model, not a curated record. NCBI's taxonomy places the organism in Eukaryota, Metazoa, Chordata, Mammalia, Rodentia, Muridae. Gene Ontology annotation, molecular function: olfactory receptor activity; G protein-coupled receptor activity; odorant binding. Gene Ontology annotation, biological process: G protein-coupled receptor signaling pathway; sensory perception of smell. Gene Ontology annotation, cellular component: membrane.
AUGGGCGCUGGGAAUCAUUCUGCAGCAGCUGUGUUUGUCUUGGUGGGAUUAACACAGCAGUCAGAGCUCCUACUUCCUUUCUUCCUCCUGUUCCUGGCCAUCUAUGUCGUGACAGUGGUGGGGAACCUGGGAAUGAUCCUGCUCAUCACAGUCAGCCCAGUGCUGCACACGCCCAUGUACUAUUUCCUCAGCAGCUUAUCCUUUGUUGAUCUCUGCUAUUCCACUGUCAUUACACCCAGAAUGCUGGUGAACUUCCUUGAGAAGAAAAAUUUGAUUUUCUACUCCGAGUGUAUGGCCCAGCUCUUUUUCUUUGUGAUCCUUGUGGUGGCUGAAGGUUACCUCCUGACUGCUAUGGCAUAUGAUCGUUAUGUGGCCAUCUGCAGACCAUUGCUGUAUAACGUGAUCAUGUCCUCUAGACUCUGUGCACUGUUAGUGCUCAUUGCCUUCAUCCUAGGCCUUUUCUCUGCUGUGGCUCACACAAGUGCUAUGAUGAAACUGAGCUUCUGUAAAUCUCACAUUAUAAGCCAUUACUUCUGUGAUGUUUUUCCCCUCCUCAACCUCUCCUGUUCUAACACACACCUCAAUGAGCUUCUCCUAUUUAGUGCAGGGAUUAACACCUUGGUACCCACCCUAGCUGUUGCCGUCUCCUAUGUUUUCGUCUUCUGUAGCAUCCUUCACAUUAAGUCAUCAAAGGGCAGAUCCAAAGCCUUUGGAACUUGCAGCUCUCAUCUCAUGGCUGUGGGGAUCUUCUUUGGGUCUAUCACCUUCAUGUAUUUUAAGCCUCCUUCAAGUAACUCUCUAGAGGAAGAGAGGGUGUCCUCUGUGUUCUAUACCACAGUGAUCCCCAUGCUGAACCCACUAAUAUAUAGUUUGAGGAACAAAGACAUGAAGAAAGCAUUGGGUAUAUUCUUGAUAGGAAGAUAA